CGACAACCUCAAAAGCACAGGAGAUCUUUCAACUAAGCAAAAUGUCGGUUGGCGAGAUCUUUUCUGACGCGCAGAGAUCUCUUGUUGGGCACAAGACUCUUGCAAAACGCCUUCGCCGACUCGAAAACACGCCCAAUUUUGAGGCGCAUAUCAAGCAAUGCAUCUUCCGUCUUUUGGACGUCAGCAAAUCCGAAGUUGCAGGCAACAGAGUCAUCAAAUUCCUCACUGUGUAUCUCGAAGCGGCCGAAGCGACCAACCAAAGCACGUCGUCCAUACUUCUCGCGCUGCUCCCGUUCCUAUGUGCCAAAGACAAAACCGUCCGGUACAGAGCCACACAGCUGGUGUCGCAAAUCCUGGGAGUUUUGAGCACCAUCGACGACGAUCUGUACAAGGUGAUCAGGCACGAACUGAUUAAGCGCCUACGGGACAAAGUGCCUGCGAUCAGGCUGGAGGCAGUUUUGGCACUGGGAAGAUUGGUGGAGAAUGAGAUGGAGGACGAGGAUGAAGAGCAAGACUCCGAUGAAGAUGUGGCCCCAGGCUUGCUGGAGAAGCUCCUGGAUGUGUUGCAGAAUGACACCAACGCCGACGUCAGAAGGGCACUUUUGCUCAACCUGCCCGUCACGCCCAAGACACUACCAUACCUUCUCGAAAGGGCGAGAGACCGUGAUGGACCGACCCGUCGGGCACUGUACUCACGCCUCCUGCCGAACCUGGGUGACUUCCGACACCUGUCCCUGUCCAUGAGAGAAAAACUCUUGAGGUGGGGUUUGAGAGACCGCGACGAGAAGGUCCGCAAAGCCGCCGCCCACUUGUUUCGAGCGCGGUGGAUUGAGGACUGCGUCGCCUCCCGCAGCGAGCAAAGUGACGAAGAGAAGAAAGAACAAAAGGGCUUUUACCCACCCAACAUUCCGGCGCUUCUGGAACUUCUUGAGAGGAUAGACGCCUUGAACACCGGCAACGAGGCCGGCGUCGGUCGAGAAGCCAUGAAAGAAUUCUGGGCGGGGCGGCCUGACUACAUGGACGCGGUCACCUUCGACGACGAGUUUUGGGACACUUUGACUCCGGAAUCGGCCUUCAUGGCACGCACGUUCAACGAUUUCUGCCAGCAGUCCCAAGAUCAAAAGCAUCAAGUCAUGAUCGAAGAGAAGAUGCCAGAGGUGACCAGACUCGGAUUCCACCUGCAAAAACACAUCAACGAGCUACUCGUCAAGGUCCAGAACGCCAUCGAAACCGACAGUGACGAGAAGCUGGCCGAACAGGCCGAGCAAGAAUUCAUAGUCGAACAACUCCUCUACAUCGCCCAGACGCUCGAUUACACCGACGAGGUCGGUCGGAGGAAGAUGUUUUCGCUACUCCGCCACGCGCUAUCCAUGGCGGACCUUCCGGAGGAGUGCACCCGGCUCGCGGUCGAGGCACUUCGCCUCGUCUGCAACCCCGACGCCGCGGGAGAGCGAGAAUUCACGUCCGUCGUCCUCGAAGCCAUCGCCGAGGUUCACGAUAACAUCGUGUCCGACGAGGGAGAAGAGGAAGGUGCAGACGCCGACGGCGACGAUGAUGCGAGCUUCGUGUCCGCCCGCAGCGAAGUGAGCGACCCGGAUUCCAACGCGACGCCCAAGAACAACAACGGCUCCACCGGCAAGAACAAGAAGAACCAAAACCUCUCGGAAGAAGAGCAAGAGGCCCAGGCCAUCAAGGAGAUCGUGAUCAAUAUGAAGUGUCUGCACAUAGCGCAGUGCAUGCUCCAGAACGUCGCCGGCAACCUCCAAUCCAACAUCCACCUUCGCACCAUGUUUGACAACCUUGUCAUACCGGCCGUCCGGUCUCACGAGGUCUUGAUCCGGGAGAGAGGCGUGCAGUGUCUAGGUCUCUGCUGCCUCCUCGAACCGAAGCUCGCGGACGAGAACAUGCGUCUGUUUACGCAUUUGCUCAAAAAGGGUCACGAGACCUUGCAAGUGAUGGCGCUUCAGAUCCUGUGUGACAUCUUGAUGGCUAGAGGCCCUCCCAGUGCAUCUCAGUCACAACCCACGACGGUCGAAGGUGGCGGCGGCGGCGGCGCCGCAUCACCCAACAACAAUAACGCGGACUCCGCAGGAGAUGGGGAACAGACGAACACUGCGGCUGGCAACGCCAACACGAACACCAACAUGACGAGUCUCCUCUCACCCUUCAUCAAGGCUCUAUCCCCCAACUUUGUCGAGGAGGUCCGCGCCACCGCCACGAGUAGCUUGUGCAAACUCAUGCUGUGCGGCUUCUACAAGGAGAACGAGGAGUUGUUUGACCAGAUCGUUGAGCGGGCGAUGCAGCUCGGCGCAAAGGGAUGGGAGUUGUUGGAAAAGGUCAAGAACGCCGUCGUGGUUGACAGGGAAAAGGAAAAGUUGUUGGAGAGGGAGGAGGAGGAAAAGGGGCGCGAGCUGCUACAACCUCCUCCCACGGCCACAGUCGGUCCGUUCGGGGCGGCGUCGACUAGACUGAGCGCCGCCGCCGACGAUGGGGCCGCGACAAACAACGAUCAUGGCGGCGGCACAGGGAGCGCCCGCACUUCGGAUGGUGUCGUUGUCGCCGCUGACGGCAAGACGAGACUCAGUAGUGGCGGCGACGGUGGUGCCACAAAUGCCGUCGACGUUGAUGCAUAGGACAGACACAUGAGGUGUUUUCUUUUUGUUGUGCUUUUGACUCGGUUAUGAUUUGGUGCUUUUUUUUGCGUUUUUUGCGUUUUUGGACAGUUUUACUCAAGAUAUCGUCGUUUCUCAGCAACAUACCUUGAUACUCUUACGGUGGUUCAGUAGCGUGUUGGAAAUGAAUAUGAAUAAUACCUACUAAUAGGUACAUUUAUCUCUUCCC
Molecule: messenger RNA, 2841 nt
Organism: Exophiala oligosperma
Lineage: Eukaryota; Fungi; Ascomycota; Eurotiomycetes; Chaetothyriales; Herpotrichiellaceae
Exons: 1
Coding region: 42-2633 (863 amino acids)
Biological process (GO): mitotic chromosome condensation
Cellular component (GO): condensin complex; condensed chromosome
Source: RefSeq, a predicted model, not a curated record